Molecule: messenger RNA, 1359 nt
Organism: Volvox carteri f. nagariensis
Lineage: Eukaryota; Viridiplantae; Chlorophyta; Chlorophyceae; Chlamydomonadales; Volvocaceae
Exons: 3
Coding region: 1-705 (234 amino acids)
Biological process (GO): protein phosphorylation
Molecular function (GO): protein kinase activity; ATP binding
Source: RefSeq, a predicted model, not a curated record
AUGCAAUCGGAGCGGCUGCGUCGGAGCUGGCUGACCCCGGCGCGGCGCGCGACCAUUUCACGGCAGUUGGCGGAGGGCCUGGCGUUCCUGCACGGCCUGCCGGGCCCGCGGGUUAUCCACCGGGACCUCAAACCCAACAACGUGUUGCUGGAGGCCGCGCCGUCACUGGGCAUCUGCGACUUUGGGCUGAGCCGCAUCCUGGCCGGCAACGAUGUGCAAUCCAGCAGUGCAGCGGGACACGCCUUUUGGAUGGCGCCUGAGCUGCUGCGCGCCCAACCGUACGACGAGAAAGCUGACGUGUACUCGUACGGCGUCAUCCUGUACCAGUUGGCUUAUUGGGUGGACGACCAGCUGUACGGCGGCUUGAAUAAGGCCCAGGUUGACUUCCAAGUGGUGCAUGGCAUCCUGCGGCUGCAAGACAGGCUGCCGUCAGGCAUUGACCCCGCCGUGCAGGCACUGGUACGCGACUGUGUAGACGAGGACCCGCGCAACCGGCCAUCCAUGUCGCAGGUUCUGGAGCGUCUGGCUAGUGUGCGGGAGCUGUCGCAGCCAGGCCAUGGCGGCACGGGCUCGGUGCACGGGGGCUCGGCGGCAGCCGUCACGGCGACGGCUGGCGGGCAUGGGGACGGCCUAGCGAGGCCAGCUGCAGGGGCCGCCACGGUUGCGGUUGCAGGCGGGGAUCCGGAGCAUCAUCGGCAGGUUUAGGAGCGUCCUGGCUGGCGUGCAAUUGUGUAUCUCUUCCCCUGUGUAUCUAAUCCUAUGGCGGGUCAUUGCCCGCCGCGUGGUUACUGCCCGGAAGCAGCCCGGCAGUUGCGGUGUGGAUUCUAAUGGGUCGGGGCGGGUUUUGCUUUGCAGCGGGAGUGCUGCUGAAGGGCGUGUGACGUGGGAUGCGUGUCGGAGGCUGAGGUAUUAUGGUGGAGCGCGCAAUCCUUUAUUCGGACCCAGUUUUCGUACUGAAGGAGCAACUCCAGUUAUCGUGGGAAGGUUGGUGUCUAUGCGUCAGCGCGUGUGUGUGUGCCGGGGCCAGGUCCUUUGUGCGAAGGCAAAGCCGUUGUGUGAAGUGCUUUCAUUAUGUGGGCUUUUUAUGUCGGUUGCUUGCGAGCCAUAGCCAUGUUGGUGUGCUCGCCCACCACCACAAUUAAGGCAAUCACGGAUGAGAGGAAAUCCCUGCACUGGCGUGGCGGCAACCAUGUAGUUAUUUGGUACUUGAGGAUUGGGGGGGAAACACAAGAGGACUGAGUGAAUACACAAGAUUGCUGAUGGUGCUUCAUCUAGCAUCUUGAUUCUGAUCAUUCGUGAGCAUUUGAGAAGUUGCAGGCGUACUCGCGAAUCUGCAUUUCCUGUGGCAUAUGUUGCCCC